AGAUUAGCCUCCAUAUGAUUACUCCAAUAUCUUUAUGAACAGUGAAAUCUCUAUUGCAUUUGUCCAACUUCCUAUUUCUUCCAUCAUUGUGGCCAACCUCUAUCAUUAUUAUUCAUGUGCUCAUAACCACAUUUAAUAGUGCUUAGUAAAUCACUAAUCCCUCAAACCAUAAAGAUACUAGAAUAGAGUAAUUUGGUUUGAAGAGUGGUAUACUCAUUUAUUCACCAGGUUAAAUACUAAUCACUAGAGUAGUACUUGACAAUGCAAAGAAAAAUAUUUGGAUGCUAAAAUUAAAGAACUAUUUAACAUUAACUAAUCUCUGUCGCAAAAUUUAUAGGACACAAAGUGAGUUCUCACUAAUUUUCUCUGAAGAAAAAAAUUAAGAGAUUAAACCCCCCUCACCACAUGUUUUCAUUUAUAAGACUUAAAGAUGGAAUCAUAUAUCCUGUGAUUACAGCAGAGUUGUAACUAUCUCGGCCGAUUAUUUUGCUUUAUAAAAUUGUAUUUUAAAUCUGAACAAUCCGAUCUUAAAUCAAUGGUCAGAAUUGACUACAGCGUAAAACUACGUCAAUAAUUGACAGCAGUAAAUUCGGAUACCUUAAAGAUCCUUUUUCGGAUUCCAAGCUAAAUAAAAAUCUUGGAUUAUGAGAUUAUCCCAUUAUAAUAAUCUCUCCUACAAAUCGGUUUUGUGAUCACUUAUAAAACUAUGUUAUUCUUCCACUCAUACCUUUCUUUUUAUGUUCCUACAAUUACCUUUUCAAGCCAAACUUUGUGAGAACAAUUAUGGCUGUUUCUUUUCUUGUACCAUUUAUGUGAUAUUAUUAAUUUUGAUCACACCACACCCCUCUUAAAAAGACACAACACCUUUCUCUUCCUUUAUUGUACUUCAAUAAUCCCUAUCAUAUUUAAUUAGUUGGUGUUCUAAUUUAUGUGACUUUGCAACUAUAUAGUUCAAUUCAAUUCCUUAUUUUACUAUUUAUUAGUCUCUUGUAUUGUCUUCAUAUUUACAUGCUUUAUUUCUUUUCUUCAAUUUUAAGGUUGUCAAACUCCAAAUUCUAGGUCAACUCGUUUUGUCUAGGUGAAUACGGAUCAUAAACUCGAUUUUAUGUAUUGUUUUUAUUGAACCUAUUGGUUUUUCAAAUUCAUUAGUUUUUGGUGUUUGAAAAAAAUCGUGCAAAUGUCUCCAAGAAAUUUUCCUCUCCGUUGGGAGAGUACCGGCGAUCAAUGGUGGUAUGCAUCACCAAUAGAUUGGGCUGCAGCUAAUGGCCACUAUGAUUUGGUUCGUGAAAUGCUUAAAAUCGAUAGCAAUCAUCUCUUCAAACUCACUUCCCUACGCCGAAUCAGGCGUCUGGAAGUGGUAUGGGAUGAUGACGAAGAACAAUUCAACAAUGUUGCAAAGUUCCGUUCACAAGUAGCACAUAAACUUCUAUUAGAAAGCGAAUCCAAGAAAUCGAAGAAUUCUUUGAUCAAGUCAGGCUAUGGUGGAUGGUUAAUGUACACGGCUGCAUCAGCCGGAGACUUAACCUUUGUCCAAAUUCUUCUUGAGAGGAAUCCUUUGUUGGUUUUUGGUGAAGGAGAAUAUGGUGUUACUGAUAUUCUUUAUGCUGCUGCUAGAAGCAAGAAUUGUGAUGUUUUUAAGGUACUUUUUGAUUUUGCAGUUUCACCAAGGUUUGUUAAUGCUAGAGAUGGGAUUAUGGAGGAACAUAUUGGGGAGAUUCCUUCUGUUUAUAGGUUGGAAAUGAUUAAUAGAGCUGUUCAUGCUGCUGCUAGAGGGGGUAAUUUGAAAAUUUUGGAGGACCUUCUUGCAAAUUAUUCUGACAUUUUGGCUUUUAGAGAUGUUGAUGGAUCAACUGUGUUACAUGCAGCUGCAGCCAGAGGGAAAGUUGAGGUAGUUAAAUAUCUAGCAUCAACCUUUGACAUAUUAAUCAACUCAACAGAUCAUCAAGGAAACACUGCUUUACAUGUAGCUGCUUCGCGAGGCCAAUUAUCAGCUGCUAAUGCUCUAAUCGCUUCGUCUCCAACACUAAUCUCUCAUAGAAACAAUUUAGGAGAAACUUUUCUCCACAAAGCUGUUUCUGGUUUCCAAACACCUGCAUUUCGAAGACUCGACCGACAAAUCGAGCUUCUAAAAAACCUAUUAACCACAAAUCACUUUCAUGUUGAACAAAUCAUUAACAUCAAGAACAAUGAUGGAAGAACAGCACUUCAUAUGGCAAUCAUAGGUAACAUUCACAUUGAUCUUGUUCAACUUUUGAUGACAGCACCUUUCAUCAAUCUCAACAUAUGUGAUGUUCAUGGCAUGACACCACUUGAUUACCUUAAACAAAACCCUAACUCGUUGAAAUCGGAUAUUUUGAUCAAGAAAUUGAUCUCGGCCGGUGGAAUGUUUGGUUUUCGAGGCUAUAAUUCAAGAAAAGCUAUAGCUUCACAUUUGAGAAUGCAAAGUAAUAUUGGAACUAGUCCCGGCACGAAAUUUGGAAUUUUGGAUACUCAAAUAUUUUUGCAUACCGGUAUCGAAAAUGUACCAUCGAACCAUCAUCGCGGAAUCAUUGGAACGAGUAAUUCAUCUUCGUCAGAAAAUAUUCCAUUUGAAUCAUCAACCAAUGAGAAUAUUAGUAAGAGGACAAGUUCUGUUAACUCUGCAGCAUCAAGGUUGAAAAAAGCACUUCAUUGGAGUACUAAACCAAAAGAGAAGAAAAUUGAAAGAACAAAGAAAUUAUCUAAUGAUGAAAUUUCAUUUGAUUCAUCAUCAUGCAAGAAAUUGAGUACUACUAGUUGUGAUGAAAUUUCACUUAGACAAAGAUUUUCUUCUUCUUCGAAGCCGAGUCCGAUUCCAAACAACAAAAGAACACUUUCUGUUAGGAGUUAUCAGUCAAGUCCUAAUGCUAAAAAGAGAUUUGCUUCUGGCAGAUCAAGAUCAAGUUCAUUUUCAAAAUCAUCGAUAUCUUCGCCUCGAUCAAUUGAUUUUAAACAAAAGGGUGUUUAUAUUGAUGAAAAUGAGAUUGUUGCUGGACCAUCUUGCUUGAGUCACAAGUUACCUCAUGAUUUUGAUGAUGAAACACCAAAAUUGGUGAAGAGAAAUUCUGUUGGAAGGAAGUUGAAGGGUCAUUACUUCUGUUUUGGUGCACCUGGUCUUAAUGUGAAGACUUCUGUUCAUAAAGGUAGUGUUGUUGCUGUGGCUUAAUUGAAAUGAGGUUAGCUAGUUUAUGAUUAACUAGGCUAAUUAUGGUUUAAUAAUGAAGGGAAAAAUAUGGUUGAUGAAUAAGAAAGUUGAAUUCCUGUUAAGGAUUUCUUAGUUGUAAUUUUCUUUUUAUAGAUUGUUAUAUUUUGCUAAUUGAGAUUAGCUUAAUCUCAUGAGAUUCACAUGUUAACUGAAAACUUAUGUGUUGUAAUAUGCUUCUUAUAUCAUAAUGGCAUCAAUUUAGUACUA
Molecule: messenger RNA, 3430 nt
Organism: Trifolium pratense (red clover)
Lineage: Eukaryota; Viridiplantae; Streptophyta; Magnoliopsida; Fabales; Fabaceae
Exons: 2
Coding region: 1178-3184 (668 amino acids)
Molecular function (GO): protein binding
Source: RefSeq, a predicted model, not a curated record